Cryptotermes secundus is the source of this 805-nucleotide messenger RNA. RefSeq names its product LIRP-like. Lineage: Eukaryota; Metazoa; Arthropoda; Insecta; Blattodea; Kalotermitidae. The coding region runs from base 93 to 512 and encodes 139 amino acids. The transcript has 3 exons. Gene Ontology annotation, molecular function: hormone activity. The record is from RefSeq and is a predicted model, not a curated record. Gene Ontology annotation, cellular component: extracellular region.
CAUCUGUACCUGGGGAUAUAUAAAGGGACCACAGUUCAGUACAGACAACAGUAUUAGUUAAGACCGUCGAAGGGGAACAACCACUAAACAAAAUGUGGAGAUUGUUUUUACGUGUGAUGCUAAUUGGAGUCAUUUGCGCUUGUGCACUGCCUGAAAAUCCAAGCUUCAUAAAGUCCGUAAGGAAGAGGGACACGUCACAGAGAUACUGCGGUAAAAACCUUGUCAAUAUUCUCAGGUUUCUCUGCAGAAGCCAAUACAAUGGCAUAGAGGAGGAGCGAAAGAGGAGCGAAGAAACCAGCCAGAGGAAGGUAGCACGAGAUCUUGAAUACGUUCAGUGGUCUCGGCCGAAACCCGUGGAAGAACCGGAAAUACGGUUCCCCUUCCGGUCUCGCGCGGCAGCCAAUACGUUCCGAAGACAGAAACGAAACGAUGGCGGUAUUGUUGACGAAUGCUGUAUAUAUAAAGGCUGUACUGUCAAUGAACUGACAGACUAUUGUUCAUCACGGCGGUAGUUAACUUGGGCAACAAUAACUGUCAAUAACAUUACAUUAAUAAAAGUAUGGUUGUCCAAUUCCGCAUCUGUAUGAAUCACUUACGAUUAAUAUUGAGAGUUUUUAAGUUAAGCUAUUUGGAAUCGAGUAUUAAGCAAGUGUUAAAAUUAUGACAUUGGACAGAUUCUUUAAUGGAAGAUGGACAGAGCAUUUUAUGGUCCUUCGGACAUUCCUUUUAAGAUAACAAUAAUAAAAUAAUGUUACUUAUUUCAUAUAUUCUGCUUGAAGAGCAUUCAAGGUGUGGUUGUAAAUAU